Molecule: messenger RNA, 3357 nt
Organism: Misgurnus anguillicaudatus (oriental weatherfish)
Lineage: Eukaryota; Metazoa; Chordata; Actinopteri; Cypriniformes; Cobitidae
Gene: b4galt2
Product: UDP-Gal:betaGlcNAc beta 1,4- galactosyltransferase, polypeptide 2
Biological process (GO): carbohydrate metabolic process
Cellular component (GO): Golgi apparatus
Molecular function (GO): galactosyltransferase activity
Source: RefSeq, a predicted model, not a curated record
CGUUUGAGCCCUCCGAGUCUCCGUACUAAAGAAAACCUGCCUCACUCUGCUUUUAUUCCCUCAUCCUUCUCUUCACGCCAAAACACAGAGCAGACAGAUGAAUAUACACGGCAAAAUAUUGAGUCUGACCACUGGACUGCACGCUUUUGUGUAGGACUUUAAACAACAUGGGUAUUUGUGAUAUUCCUGCAGUAUGGCAUCAUCAUUUCAUCACUGUGCAUUUGUCUCCGAAGCACGAAUCGGUCGCUGCUAUGGGCAGAAAGAAAUAACGGGAUCUGGCCACCGACUUCAUCUUUUCAUGUGGAUAUUAUGCGCGUUUUGAACAAAGUGUUUGUUUUUACGAAGUUAACACAUUUAUGGCUGAACUGACAGUUCGUUCUAAAUAGACAGUCAGCCUGAAUACAACAAAGAUGCAUCCCUUAUAGAGGAGGGUCUUGGCUUGCAAAGGAUCAAGGUGAUAUCGGUAAAGUGCAGUCCAGAGGAGAGGCGCCGUUGACCGGAUGCGUGUAGCGGAGCGUGCCGCGUGGCUUUGACCAUGAGCCGGCUGAUGUUGGGCCGAACCCUGGAGCGGAUCUGCAAGGCUGUGCUGUUGCUCUGUCUGGUCCACUUCCUCAUAAUGAUGAUCCUCUACUUUGAUGUCUACAGCCAGCGUUUCGACAUCUUCAGCCGCUUCAACAACGGCCGCGGAGCUAACGGCUCAAGAGGACCCCACCACUACUAUUAUAAUUUCUCCAGGUCCAACACCACCUUUGCGAACUACGUGGCUACAGCAGACCAUCUUCUGCCCAGUGCCAAACCAGAGGCAAAGCAGCCACCGCCCACCCCUAAGCCAUUACCACCAUGUCCAGAGAUACCACAUGGUUUAGUGGGGCGUCUUCUCAUCGAAUUCAGCACCCCGAUAACCCUGGAGCGGGUACAGAGAGAAAACCCUAAUGUGACAGAAGGGGGCAAAUACACACCUUCAGACUGCCGGCCCAAACAGAAAGUGGCCAUCAUCAUCCCAUUCAGACACAGAGACAACCACCUGAAGUACUGGCUUCACUACGUGCAUCCAAUCCUGCGCCGACAAAAGAUCGACUACGGCAUCUUCAUCAUUAACCAGCUUGGGGAGGACACCUUUAACCGGGCCAAGCUUCUUAAUGUUGGAUACACAGAGGCCGUGAAGGACGCAGAAUACGACUGCUUUAUUUUCAGUGACGUGGACCUGAUUCCCAUGGACGACCGGAACCUCUACCACUGUUACGACCAGCCCCGCCAUUUCGCUAUUGCCAUGGACAAAUUUGGCUUUAGGCUGCCCUAUGCUGGCUACUUUGGAGGGGUGUCCGGCCUUAGCAAAAAACAAUUCCUUAAAAUCAACGGCUUCCCAAAUGAAUACUGGGGCUGGGGAGGUGAAGAUGAUGAUAUUUACAACAGAAUCACACUAAAUGGGAUGAAAGUGUCUCGGCCUGAUGUGAGAAUCGGACGCUACAGAAUGAUCAAGCACGAGAGAGACAAACACAAUGAACCGAACCCCCAGAGAUUCACUAAAAUCCAGAACACCAAGAACACGAUGAGGAAAGAUGGGAUCAGCUCGCUGAUGUACAGGGUGGUGUCCGUGAAGAAAUACCCACUUUAUACCAACAUAUCUGUGGAGAUCGGCAAGCCCCCUCCAAGACCAAUGAAAGGACAGAGAGCCAACGGGUUUUAACCAGUUCAGCAGCACACAAACAAACCCACAAACUCAACUUCCUAUGAAUACAGCACUGGUAUGCUGAACAGGUUAGUUCUCAGGAAUACAUUGGGCCUUGGAAGCUUGAUGCGGAUUCGUCAUCUGGGUGCACGCUGCCUGGAAAGAAACAUCAUCAUCGUACUCCGAUGGCUGUUUUAUUUCAGACCAUAAGGAUACAAGCUCAAAGCUGUGGAAGGCUUUAAUGGAAAGAUUGUUCGGUUCUGGAUUUGGUAAUAUGUGAAGGUUCACCAACAAUGAAGAGCCUGGUCACUUUAUGUAAAUCGGUCAGAACAUACAGUACAUUUCAAAAGCGAAUGUGUCUUUGUACCUGCAAAUACGGCAGUGUUCAAAUCUUUUCUUUUUAUCUUGGAUCGUGUGAGGUUGACGAAUCGGUGCUUGAAGUUGGAUUAUCUCAUUUUCUUUUUCUUUUUUAUCGUCUCCAGUUGCGGUUCUCUCUUGGGACUUUGAUGUAAGCUGAAUGUUGUGCGCCAAGAACAUACACAGGCAUUUUCAUGAAGGAAGCCCUAGUUGAGAUGUAGGGUGAUGUUUUUUAUGAGAACCCGGGUCUGGACAAAGCCCUACAAGCACAUGACUGCGUCGGUCAACUUGUGUGUGAAUGGAUCGGCGCAGUCGUCGGGUUGCCAUGGAAACGUGCGGAGAAAUAGCAAGAACUUUAGCUGGAAGAUAGAGGAGCAUCUGUACUGAUGAACCUCUUUAACUAUCGCCACCUGCUCAAAGAACUACAGACUAUCAUUUCUUUAUUGUUUACUUAUGUUUGCCUCAAACAUUCAUAUUUAGAUCGGUUGUAUUCCAAAACUUGAAGGAUGCUGUUGUUGAUCACAUACUGUAAUUCUCAAUGUUCAAAUUAGUAUUUAGAUAAGAGGAUAAUCUACAGUACAGAGGUGAGAUUUAAAUGAUGUUCAUACAGUACUCUACUGAGUGAUUUAAAAAGAUGAACUAUCUGAUCUCAGUUGAGAUGCUUUUGAUUUGAAUAUUUUGCAAUUUUUUGUAAAUGAAAAUUCUGUCAUUAUUUUCUCACCCUCGUGACAUCUUAAACCCUUGUGCUUGUAAAAUACAAAAGAAACAUCAGACUCAGUUCAUAGUGACCACAGCAGUCAAGCGCAAAACAGGACAAAGUGCUUCAUUAAAGUAGUUCGCAUAUUUUGUACAGUCUCUUGAAGUUAUACUAGCUUUGUGUGAGGACAGAGCAAAAUAUUUUAACCGGACUGCUUUAAACCUUUGUUCUGGUUCUUGGAGCUUGACCUUAGUGGUUACUUUAAAAAGUCAAUGUAUGCAAAACAGUGAGAAAUAUUUGAGGAGCUCGGAAGCAAAAGCUGCUAAACGCCACCUCCAUCAAAAAUGAGAUAAAGAUAUUUAGCAAAUGCUCUUGCCUUGGCAUGUAUUAUGUAGUUAUCAAUUCGCUUCUACUGUAAUUCACUUAUGCCAUUCAGAAAUACUGCUUUGUUGGCAGAAUCCACUUCGAUUUUUCAGCAAAGUCCUCUAAGUGCACGGGAGGUUACGAAACAACCAUUAAAGCAACAUUCAAACUUGAAAAGUUAAAGUGACAAGCUUGUCAAGUAUGCAACGCAUACUCGAAAUGUGACCUCUGCAUUAAAGGCAUAGUUCACCCAAAAAUGAACAUAAUGUCA